Diaporthe batatas is the source of this 1401-nucleotide messenger RNA. RefSeq lists its product as uncharacterized. The record is from RefSeq and is a predicted model, not a curated record. Gene Ontology annotation, biological process: biosynthetic process. Gene Ontology annotation, cellular component: cytoplasm; mitochondrion. The transcript has 3 exons. Lineage: Eukaryota; Fungi; Ascomycota; Sordariomycetes; Diaporthales; Diaporthaceae. Bases 1 to 1401 code for a protein of 466 amino acids. Gene Ontology annotation, molecular function: pyridoxal phosphate binding; L-kynurenine:2-oxoglutarate transaminase activity.
AUGCGGGCGUUUGUCGGUUUGGUUGGUGGCUCUUUAGGUAGAAGAAGCAUUGCGCAGAACCUUGCCAAGACAACUACAGCAACGGCAGCAUCACCAUCAUCACCGCCGCGCAGAUUUUACUCGGCGAUGGCUUCGGCCCCAAAGAUAAAGCCUGCUGCUCGUGUGGCGGGCAGCAGGCAGGAUGUGUGGACCAUCAUCAACGAGGCGGCAGCUUCAUCGCCCAACCAGCCCAUCAUCAACAUGGGCCAGGGCUUCUUCGGGUACAACCCACCAAAGUUCAUCCUGGACGCGGCAAAGGAGGCGCUGGACCGGGUGGAGUGCAACCAGUACUCGCCGACCAAGGGCCGCCCGCGGCUCAAGAAGGCCAUCGCCGACGCCUACUCGCCGCACUGGGGCCGGCAGCUGAACCCGGACACGGAGGUGACCAUCACGACGGGCGCAAACGAGGGCAUGCUGAGCGCCUUUAUGGCCUUCAUCGAGCCCGGCGAUGAGGUCAUUAUCUUUGAGCCCUUCUUCGACCAGUAUAUCAGUAAUAUCGAAAUGCCCGGCGGCAAGAUCGUCUACGUGCCCAUGCAGCCGCCCGCGGAGGGCGCCACCAAGACCUCCUCGGCCGCCGAGUGGACCGUCGACUUUGAGCAGCUCGAACGGGCCGUCACGCCCCGCACCAAGAUGAUGGUCAUCAACACGCCGCACAACCCCGUCGGCAAGGUCUUCUCCCGGGACGAGCUGCAGCGCAUCGCCGACAUCUGCCUGAAGAACAACAUCAUCAUCCUGUCGGAUGAGGUCUACGACCGCCUCUACUACGUCCCCUUCACGCGCAUCGCCACCCUGUCCCCCGAGGUCGAAAGGAUCACCCUGACAGUCGGCUCCGCGGGCAAGAACUUCUACGCCACCGGCUGGCGGGUCGGCUGGCUCAUGGGCCCCGCCGAGCUGAUCCAGUAUGUCUCCGCGGCGCACACGAGGAUAUGCUACUCGUCCGUGUCGCCGCUGCAGGAGGCCUGUGCGAUUGGCUUCGAGAAGGCCGACGGCGAGGGCUUCUGGGACGACUGCGUCAAGGACAUGAAGGGGCGCGUGGACCGGUUCACCGAGGUGUUUGAGGAGCUGGGGCUGCCGUACACGGAGCCCGAGGGCGGCUACUUCGUCAUGGCCAACCUGUCCAAGGUCAAGCUGCCCGAGGGCUACCCCUUCCCGCCGCACGUGGCCAGCCGGCCGCGCGACUUCAAGCUGGCAUGGUUCCUGAUCCAGGAGGUUGGCGUCGCCGCCAUCCCGCCCACCGAGUUCUACACCGAUGCCAACUGCAGCGUUGUCGAGGACUACCUGCGCUUUGCGGUCUGCAAGCCUGAUGAUGUCCUUGAGACUGCCAAGGAGAGGUUGAGGGGGCUGAAGAAGUAUAUUCAAUAG